AUGAAAAAUAAUAAAUCAAAAAAUAAUAUCAAUACUACAACCAUAGCACCAGUAGAUAAUAAUAAUGAUAAUAACAACAACAAAAAUGACAGUAGUAGUGGUAGUAUUAAUACAAAUAAAAAUGUAUCAUAUGACACAAAAUGUAAUAUUCAUUUAGAUCAAGAGAUUGAAUUAAUUUGUACAGAUUGCAAAGUACCAAUAUGUAAAUUUUGUAUAAUUAGUAGUGGUAAACAUGUUAGACAUACAUUUGAUUUAAUUAAAAUGGAAAAUUCAAAAGAACUCUUUAUUGAAUUUAAAUCAAAACAUAUUAAAAAUUUACAACAAUGUCUUGAUGCAGAUAAAGAAAUUCAAAAAAAAUCAAAUGAGAUAUUUAGUAAAAUUGAUUCACAACAUGCAUCAGAUUUAGAAUCAAUAAAAAAGGGAUUUGAAGAAUUACGUAAAGUAAUUAGUGCAGUUGAAACAGAUAUAACAAGACAAUUAAUAACUAAAUUCGAUGAGAAUGAAGAUGUAUCAACUAAAAUCAAACAAUUAAUAGAAGAUAAUAAAAAAUCUAUAGAUUCAAUUGUAAAUAAACAUAAAGAUUCAAUUGAUACUUAUAAAAUUGAACAAAUCGUUAAUAAUAAUAAACAAUUGAAUAUUGAAUUAUUAAAGUAUGGUCAUAAAUCACAAUUAUUAUUCAAUAAUUUAAAAGAUAAUGAAAAUGAAAAACAACUAUUUGAAUAUAAAAAAACAACUUUAAAUAGGUUAAUUGAUUCAACUAAACAAUCAAUUACCAAUUCAUUUAAAAUCAAUUCUGACCAAUUUUAUAAUCCAGAACCGGAUUCUUUUGAAUUACGUGGUGUAAAAUUUAAAAUAUAUAGGGAUGGAACAAAAAAUGUAAAUUUUAAUAGUUCUGUAGCAUUUGGACCACAUAAUAAAACUUCUAUUCGUUUUUCCAUCUUCCACUCUCUCACUACUGUAUGCUUAAUGGAUGGAUUUGAUCAAACACUUUAUGCUAAUACAUUACCAACAUCAAUAACAGAUUUAUAUAUUGGUGAUAUUAAAUCCAAUUUAGUUGUAGGUUCAAUUCCUAAAAGUGUUAAAUCAUUAUUUUUAAUGGAUGGAUUUAGUCGAUCAUUAGAAUCUGGUAUUAUUCCAGAAAAUGUAGAAAAUCUCUAUAUAGGUAAAAUUAAAUCAAAAUUAAGUAAUACUUCAAUUUCUAGUUCUAAUAAUCCACUUUACCACUAUGGUGCCUAUAAUAAAAGAUCAUUAUACUUGAUGGAUGGUUUCGAUCAAAACUUAACAUCUCAAAUGUUUUCAAAUGGUACUUUAGAAACUAUAUGUUGUGGUGAUACUGAUGUUAUCAUUCAAUAUGGUAUUACAGUCUCAAAUUCUGGAUCCUAUACACCUGUCAUUUAUAAUCAAAAAUAUAAACACACCAAUAAAAGACAACUAGAUGAAAAAAGAGAAUGGGGUGAUUCUUCAUUCAAAAUUACAUAUAUCAAAAAUUUCUUUAAUCACAAUUGA
Dictyostelium discoideum AX4 is the source of this 1506-nucleotide messenger RNA. Its product is annotated as FNIP repeat-containing protein. Gene Ontology annotation, molecular function: zinc ion binding. The record is from RefSeq and is a predicted model, not a curated record. The transcript is spliced from 2 exons. NCBI's taxonomy places the organism in Eukaryota, Evosea, Eumycetozoa, Dictyosteliales, Dictyosteliaceae. Bases 1 to 1506 code for a protein of 501 amino acids.